UGGGGCCGGCCCGAGCCCUGCGCCUCGCGUGCGGGGUCCUCGGCCCGGGGAGGGAGGUGGAGAGGCGUGCGACAGCUGGCUUCUGGCCCGGGUCCUGCGGAGCCCUUCCGGGUGCCUCCGGCUGACGCCACGACUGGCGGCCGGGCCCUCACUGUCCUGGCCCUCUCACCCCAGAUGCCGGUGGCCGUGGGUCCCUACGGGCAGUCCCAGCCCAGCUGCUUCGACCGUGUGAAGAUGGGCUUUGUCAUGGGUUGCGCCGUGGGCAUGGCGGCCGGGGCGCUGUUCGGCACCUUCUCCUGUCUCAGGAUCGGAAUGCGAGGUCGAGAGCUGAUGGGUGGCAUUGGGAAAACCAUGAUGCAGAGUGGCGGCACCUUUGGUACAUUCAUGGCCAUUGGAAUGGGCAUACGAUGCUAAUUAGGGCAGUGAUUGCCUGCACCUACAUUUCCCCAUCCAUUUUGACCCUUGUACAAUAAUAAAGUUUUUUUCUUCUCA
This is a messenger RNA of Peromyscus californicus insignis, 492 nucleotides long. RefSeq names its product reactive oxygen species modulator 1 (gene Romo1). The transcript is spliced from 2 exons. Gene Ontology annotation, biological process: protein import into mitochondrial matrix; protein insertion into mitochondrial inner membrane. The record is from RefSeq and is a predicted model, not a curated record. Gene Ontology annotation, cellular component: TIM23 mitochondrial import inner membrane translocase complex. The coding region runs from base 175 to 414 and encodes 79 amino acids. NCBI's taxonomy places the organism in Eukaryota, Metazoa, Chordata, Mammalia, Rodentia, Cricetidae.